This is a messenger RNA of Cynara cardunculus var. scolymus (artichoke), 1299 nucleotides long. Its product is annotated as germacrene A synthase long form-like. The record is from RefSeq and is a predicted model, not a curated record. Gene Ontology annotation, biological process: diterpenoid biosynthetic process. The transcript is spliced from 5 exons. Gene Ontology annotation, molecular function: magnesium ion binding; terpene synthase activity. Lineage: Eukaryota; Viridiplantae; Streptophyta; Magnoliopsida; Asterales; Asteraceae. The coding region runs from base 1 to 1299 and encodes 432 amino acids.
AUGUGUUUGCAUGAUUAUGCAKAUGUGUUUAGCAAAUUCAAAGACAAUAGUACCGGUACAUUCAAGGAGUAUGUUAUGAGCGAUGUGAAGGGUAUGUUGGGAUUAUAUGAAUCGRCAUACUUGAGGCUACAAGGAGAAGAUAUCUUAGAUGAAGCUUUGGAAUUCACUSAGACUCGAUUAAAGRAAAUARCGUGCACGUUGAAGGGAAAUCUAGCACGACAAGUGAAUCAAGUCCUUAAGAGACCCUUCCAYAAUGGGAUGCCAAUGGUAGAAGCGAGGCUUUAUUUUAGCACAUACAAAGAAGAAUCUUYGAGUGAYGAAUCGAUAAUARAACUUGCUAAAGUCAAUUUCAACUAUUUGCAACUACUGCARAAGGAAGAACUACGUAUCGUCUCUCAGUGGUGGAAAGAUAUGAAAUUUCAAAGCUCGUUCCCUUACAUAAGAGAUCGAGUACCGGAGAUAUACCUAUGGAUUUUAGGGUUAUAUCUGGAGCCUUGUUACUCUCAGGCACGAAUCAUAGUGACCAAAAUCACCUUGUUCCUCGUGGUUUUAGAUGACACGUAUGAUGCAUACGCUACGAUUGACGAGAUCCGGAUUAUCACAGAUGCAAUAAAUACGUGGGAAAUUGGGGCGGUCGAUCAACUUCCUGAGUAUAUCAAACCGUUCUACAGAAUUCUUUUGAACGAGUACGAUAAACUUGAGAAAGAAUACACAAACGAAGGAAGAGCAUACAAUGUCCAUGCUUCAAAACAAGCAUUUCAAGAAAUAGCGAGGGGGUACCUUGAAGAAGCUGAGUGGUUACACAAAGGUUACGUGCCUACAUUUCCUGAGUAUAUGAAGAACGGGUUAAUUACUUCGGCCUACAACGUGAUUUCAAAAUCAGCAUUGGUGGGUAUGGGUGCAAUUGCGAAUGAAAACGCUCUUGCUUGGUAUGAAACGCAUCCGAAAAUUCUGAAAGCUUCCGAGUUAAUUUCAAGACUACAAGACGAUGUGAUGACCUUCCAGUUCGAGAGGAAACGAGGACAAUCAGUUACARGCGUCGAUGCUUAUAUAAAGGAAUACGAUGUAUCUGAAGAAGUGGCCAUKAAAGAGAUCAAGAAGAUUAUCGAAAAUGCAUGGAAAGAUAUAAACRAGGGGUGCCUGAAACCURUGGCGGUCUCAAGGGCUCUACWUACUCCUAUUCUCAAUCUUGCACGAAYGAUAGAUGUGGUAUACAAGUUCGGCGAUUGUUUCACCUUUCCGGGCAAAACCCUCAAAGACUAUAUUACUCUAUUGUUCAUUACUCCUCUCACAAACUAG